CUCUCAUGCUCACCUACCUACCUUGCUAUACCAUACAAUGCAAAGUCUUUCCCUUCCGCCAUCACAUUUGAAAAGCUAACUUUUUUCUCUCCAAAUCCACCUAUAUAACACCCACAUACCUUCUCCCUCUACUUCCAAGAAAAUCCCAUUUCUUAUUUUCUUCACAGCUCUCAUUUUUAUCUCUCCAUAUACUUCAGUCACAUUUCAUCGAACACCUUCAAAACUCUCUGGUACAUAAAAGAUAUUUCUCCUGUACUAUAUACAAUGGAUACUGCCGUCGUCGCUCAAAACGGUCAUCACCACAGCCAAAACGGGGUGUCUUUGGAGAGUUUCUGCACGACCAAGCCGGCGACCGGAGUCUCCGGUGACCCGCUAUACUGGGGUGCGGCGGCUGAGUCGAUGAGUGGGAGUCACUUGGAUGAAGUGAAGAGAAUGGUAGCGGAGUACCGGAAACCUAUCGUCCGUCUCGGCGGCGAGACGCUGACUAUUUCCCAGGUGGCUGCCAUCGCUGCCGGUGACGGGGCCGGUGUAAAGGUUGAGCUUUCUGAGUCGUCCAGGGCUGGAGUCAAGGCUAGCAGUGACUGGGUUAUGGAGAGUAUGAACAAAGGUACGGACAGCUAUGGUGUCACCACCGGAUUCGGUGCGACCUCACACAGGAGAACCAAAAAUGGCGGUGCCCUUCAGAAGGAGCUAAUCAGAUUCUUAAACGCUGGAAUAUUUGGUCAUGGAACAGAGUCAUCACACGCUCUGCCUCACUCGACAACAAGAGCAGGAUUGAUUGUUAGGAUUAAUACCCUUCUCCAAGGCUACUCCGGCAUCAGAUUUGAGAUUUUGGAAGCCAUGGCCAAGCUUCUCAACAGCAAUGUCACCCCAUGUUUGCCUCUGCGUGGCACAAUCACUGCCUCAGGUGACCUUGUGCCCUUGUCCUACAUUGCUGGCUUGCUCACCGGAAGGCCUAAUUCUAAGGCUGUUGGCCCUAAUGGUGAGUCCCUCACUGCAGAGGAGGCCUUCAAAGUGGCUGGCAUCAAUUCUAGCUUCUUUGAGUUGCAGCCCAAAGAAGGUCUUGCUCUUGUUAAUGGUACUGCUGUUGGUUCUGGUUUGGCUUCUACUGUUCUUUUUGAGGCCAAUAUUCUUGCCGUGUUGUCCGAAAUCUUGUCGGCAAUCUUUGCGGAAGUGAUGCAGGGUAAGCCCGAGUUCACUGAUCACUUGACUCACAAGUUGAAGCAUCACCCUGGUCAGAUUGAGGCUGCCGCCAUUAUGGAACACAUUUUGGAUGGCAGCUCUUACAUUAAAGAUGCUCAGAAACUUCACGAGAUGGAUCCUCUUCAAAAGCCAAAGCAAGAUCGCUAUGCUCUUAGGACAUCACCACAAUGGCUCGGACCCCAAAUUGAAGUGAUCAGAUUCUCAACCAAAUCAAUUGAAAGAGAGAUUAACUCGGUGAACGAUAACCCUUUGAUUGAUGUUUCAAGGAACAAAGCUCUUCAUGGUGGCAACUUCCAAGGGACCCCAAUUGGUGUGUCGAUGGACAACACCCGUUUGGCGAUUGCAGCAAUUGGCAAACUCAUGUUUGCUCAAUUUUCUGAGCUUGUGAACGACUUCUACAACAAUGGUUUGCCUUCAAACCUCUCUGGUGGGCGCAAUCCAAGUUUGGAUUAUGGUUUCAAGGGAGCUGAAAUUGCCAUGGCCUCUUACUGUUCUGAGCUCCAAUACCUUGCUAAUCCGGUGACUAGCCAUGUCCAAAGCGCUGAACAACACAAUCAAGAUGUGAACUCUUUGGGAUUGAUAUCUUCAAGAAAGACUGCUGAGUCUAUUGAUAUUCUCAAGCUCAUGUCUUCAACAUUCUUGGUAGCUCUUUGCCAAGCCAUCGACUUGAGACAUUUGGAGGAGAAUUUAAAACACACAGUUAAGAACACUGUUAGUCAAGUGGCUAAAAGAGUCUUAACAACUGGCGUCAAUGGCGAACUCCACCCAUCAAGAUUUUGCGAGAAGGAUCUGCUUAAAGUUGUAGACAGAGAAUAUCUAUUUGCCUACAUUGACGAUCCUUGUAGUGCUACCUAUCCAUUGAUGCAGAAACUAAGGCAAGUACUUGUUGAGCACGCUUUGACAAACGGCGAAAAUGAGAUGAAUUCAAGUACUUCAAUCUUCCAAAAGAUUGGAGCUUUUGAGGAAGAAUUGAAGACCCUUUUGCCUAAAGAGGUUGAGAGUGCAAGGAUUAGUGUGGAAAGUGGGAAUGCAGGCAUAUCGAACAAGAUCAAGGAGUGUAGGUCUUAUCCAUUGUACAAGUUUGUGAGAGAGGAGUUAGGGACUGGUUUGCUUACAGGAGAGAAUGUUAGGUCCCCAGGAGAGGAAUUCGAUAAGGUGUUCUCUGCUAUGUGCCAAGGGAAGAUCAUUGAUCCAAUGUUGGAAUGUCUCAGCAGUUGGAAUGGCGCCCCUCUUCCGAUCUGUUAGUUAUCGUUUUGUUGAGUUUGAAUGUCCUUUAAUGUGUCUAUAAAAGUUACCUUUUGUUGUCUAUGUGUGGGAGUGAACUGUGUGUAACAAUCUUUUGUUCUUUGUUCUUGUAAUAACUUGUAAUUUUUUUUCUCUCUCUGUCGUAUUAUUUUUAUUUUAUAGUAUGGAAUAAUACCCAGUUGCAACCUAAACAAUGCUUACUUUGGUCCA
This is a messenger RNA of Humulus lupulus (European hop), 2658 nucleotides long. Its product is annotated as phenylalanine ammonia-lyase-like. NCBI's taxonomy places the organism in Eukaryota, Viridiplantae, Streptophyta, Magnoliopsida, Rosales, Cannabaceae. The transcript has 2 exons. The record is from RefSeq and is a predicted model, not a curated record. Gene Ontology annotation, molecular function: phenylalanine ammonia-lyase activity. Gene Ontology annotation, cellular component: cytoplasm. Gene Ontology annotation, biological process: L-phenylalanine catabolic process. The coding region runs from base 265 to 2448 and encodes 727 amino acids.